CCGAGAGCUGAGACAAUCUGAGCGCGCGAGAGAGAGCAGUAUGGCGACAAGCCAUGGGGAGGUUCCCGGCGAGCCAACCAAGACGGUCACCUCCCUGGUGGAGACGGCCGCCGCCACCAUUCAAGGCUUCCCCCCCAUCAGCAAAAUCCACCAGCACUUAUGCGCCUUCCAUUUCUACGCCGACGACAUGACGCGGCAGGUGGAGGCGCACCACUUCUGCUCGCACCAGACCGAGGAGAUGCAGCAGUGCCUGAUCUACGACGGGCCGAGCGCGGAGGCGCGGCUGAUCGGCGUGGAGUACAUCGUUGAGGAGGGGCAGUUCCUGGCUUUGCCUGACGAGGAGAAGCCGCUGUGGCACUCGCACGAGUACGAGGUGAAGAGCGGGGUGCUCUUCAUGCCGGGCGUACCGGGCGCCGUGGAGCGGCGGAACCUCGAGAAGCUGAGCAAAACUUACGGCAAGACCAUCCACUUCUGGCAGGUGGACCUCGGGGACGCGCUGCCCCUCGGCCUACCCAACCUCAUGAUGGCCCUCACCAGGGACGGCCAGUUGGAUGAUAAACUGGCUCAAGAUGUAGAAAAUCGGUACGGGGUUUCUUUCACAAAAGAGAGGGAUAAUAGGGCAUACAUGAGUGGUCCUGAUCAUGGAAUCCACCCUUUAGCCAAUGCGAAUGGAAAGGGGCUGAAAAUGGAACUGAGCCAAAUAAAUCUUCCAGCGCUAAAUUUUGUACCAAGAGUUUUUGUUUGAUAUGAAGGUGUUAUUGAACUGGUUCAUUAAUGGUAUGGAUGGUAGUUAUCUUUACGUUGGACAAAAUAUUAGAUAUGUUGGUCAAGAAUAGUCGAUGUGGUUUUUAGUUUGUUGUAUGUAAUGUAGUAAUUAUAAGAAUAACCAUGUGAAAGAUACUUAAUUUUGUAUUUUUUGUUUGUUUGA
This is a messenger RNA of Phoenix dactylifera (date palm), 928 nucleotides long. RefSeq names its product oil body-associated protein 1A-like. NCBI's taxonomy places the organism in Eukaryota, Viridiplantae, Streptophyta, Magnoliopsida, Arecales, Arecaceae. The record is from RefSeq and is a predicted model, not a curated record.